Closterium sp. Yama58-4 is the source of this 4854-nucleotide messenger RNA. NCBI's taxonomy places the organism in Eukaryota, Viridiplantae, Streptophyta, Zygnematophyceae, Desmidiales, Closteriaceae. The record is from the annotation of a GenBank genome assembly.
AUGCCAUCACCACCGCCGCCACCUGAUCUGGACGCGGCAGGGCGGCAGCAGCAGCAGAAGCUGAGGCUGGAGCACCACGGAUGCCAGAGACGCUUCAAGAGCGCGCUGCUGCACGGAACCGGCGCUGUAACGAAUGGGCUUAUACCGAGAAACGGCGGCGCUGCUGGCGCUGGUGCUGGUGGUGGUGGUGGGAGUGGUUAUGUGGGGAGUGGGGAGAGCGAUGCAAUCGCGAUUGUGCUCCAGUUGCUUGUUGACCCUCUCAAGAGUAUCCAAAGCGGGAGAGGCAGCAGUGACGACUGGCGGCUAGUUCAGAUGAUAGUCACUCUGGUUCGGAACCUCCUUGCCAUCCCCGACCCUCCGCCGGACGUAUCCUCAGCCUCGGCAUGGGCGCACCUGUGCUUCCUUCAGGACGAUCUGAUUCGCUCUCUCUUCCGCAGUGGCUUCCCAGACGUCCUCCUUUUCCUCAUCUCCUGCCUCGAAUCCCCCGAAACCGCCCCAGCUCUUCGCCACGACAACCUUUUAUUCCUCGAGAUUCUUAAUCUCCUAUUCCGCGAAAUACCUCCUAAGGACGCGGCUGUAGCGGCGUUCAGGGCUGCCGGGGAGACUGAUGCCGAGGCUGACGCGCGGGAGGACCGGGAGGCUGCCGAACGUCUGGCGGAGGCUCGGCGGCGGGAGAAGGAGCGGGCGGCUCGGAAGGCGCUGGCCCAGAAGAUUACGCAGCGGCACUCCCGGAAAGCCGAUGCUGACGUGGAUGCUGCCCUGGGAUUGGUCGGUGGAGCACGGGCCAAUAGGAGGAGCUCCAGGUGGACGGCGAGGCGCCUCGGGGUGUUUGCGGACCGGCUGCUGGCUUCGGGAUGCUACAAUGUGCUCAUGGAGACGGUGCGUCGUGAUGUAGCCACCUGGCGGGCGGGGCUAGAGCCCUCGGACACGCUCGCAUUCUUCCUCGUGGCUUCCUUCUUCAUUUCUUUCCAACGCGAGAUGCACGGGCUAAGGGGCUGGGGGGGAGGGGGGACAGGCAGCGGGAAGGUGGAGAAUGGGGAGGCUGCAGCACAAGGGGCGCCAGGGGGAGUGGCAAGGGGAGCAGGAGAGGCAGCAGGGGCAAGAGAGGCGGAACCAGAGGGAGAAAAGGGAGAAGGUGGAGAAGGAGAAUCAGGAGAAGAAAAGGGAAAACAGGAGGCAAAUACAGGAUCAGAGGAAGCUUCUGGGAAGAUGGAGCAGAGGGCAGUGUGUGGGUGUGGGCCUAUAGCGGCCACAAUGGAUGACGACAUGUUCACUCUUGUUUCUGCCCGCUGGGCAGAAUAUGCUGCCCGGGCCAAUCACGAGCGCGCAGCGCUGGUGGCGGCGGGCAGCCUGCUGAAAGAAAUGAUUCACAUGCUCGAUGCCAUAAUCAAGUCUGGGGAGAAUCCCACCCCCGCAGCAACAGGCUCGGCCGAGCCUCACCACGAGGUUCGGCACGAAGUCCGGUGGGAGGUUCGGCGGGAGGUUCGGCUGGCGCGGGCCAUGCUUCUGCGCCUAUUCUAUGACGAUUCGAGUGACGGCGUGGUGCAUGUGCUACAGAGGGUGCUGAAGGGGUUCAACCCGCACACUCAGCCGCGCUGCUUGCUGGUGGAUGCUGUUGAAACCACCCACGUGUGCCUGAGACUGCUCGAAUAUCUCGUUCAAACGGAAGGGGCGCUUAAGGUAGGCUUUCAGUCAGUCACACACACGGUUAGGAACGCAGAUGCUUCCCGUGAUAAGGGUGCGAACCAAGGUGGAGAGAAGAUGGCACAGGGGGAGACAGGUGGGGAGGGGGAGGCGGAGGGGCAAGGAGGGGAGGACGCAGAGCAUGAGCAGGGAAGCGAUAACAUAAUUGGAGAAAGGGGAGGAGGGAAGGAAGGGCAGGAGGGGGUGAUAGGACAGGGGGAAGGUGAUGGUGGUGGUAGCCCUGCUGCUGCUGUUGAUGCUGCUCCUGCUCCUGCUGCUCCUGCUGCUGCUGCUGCUGCUGGUGAUGCUGAAGAUAAUGAAGAGGAAGAGGCAGCAGCAGACGGAGGAGGUCCAGAAGAUUCCGAACCAGGCUCGGACCUAGCCUCAGACGCAGGCUCGGACAUAGGCUCGGAUGCCGAGCCUGGGGACGGCAUAGAGGAGGCGGAGGAGGAGGGUCGGCGCGGAAGGGAGGAGGUUCGGGAGUAUGAACUAGACGUGAAGCGGACUAUAAGGGGGUUUGCUGACGCGCACGCGGUUAAGAGUUGCGUGUGGCUGCUGGAAACGGCCAAUAGCAACGCGCCACGUGUCAACCACUAUGUGCUGUCGCUGCUCAGGAGGUUCACUGUGGGGUGCGAUGCCGAGGCCAUGCUGUUCCAGCCUGCUUCCUUCCACACGCCUUCCACUUCCCCUCAUUUUCUCCCUCUCCCCCUUACCUCUCCCCACCCCAUCAGCCACAAGUCAAGGCGAGAUAUGCCAUCGCUGAUAGCAAAGGCCCUAAUCGAACAAGACCCCAGCCUGCUUUCCACCAUGGGCCGUAGGAAACCAGGGAAGGACGGGGAACCGGGGGAAGGCGGGGAAGAGGGGGAAGAGGAGGAAGGGGAGGAGAGGGAGGAAGGGGGGGAAAGGGAGGAAGGGGGGGAAGUUGGAGAGGAGGGUGGGGCUGGGGAAAAGGAGGGUGGUUCUCGAAAAGGGGACUCUACAAGAGCACUUGCGGCGAAGGUCAGCCGGUUUUUGCGGGCGCAGGGGCUGAAGAGAAGCAAGGCGGCAGCAGCUGAUGCUGAUGCUGGUGUUGCUGGUGGUGGUGGGGGUGGUGAUGGUGGGGGUGGUGAUGGCGACGGUGGUGGUGUGGCAGGGGAUGGAAAGUCAAGUGGUGGGAAAGCAAAGGCUGGGAAAGACAAGUCUGGGAAGGCAAUGCGGGGAGAGGAGCUUACAGGAGAAGAGGGAGGGAAAGGCGCGGGGCUGAUAACGGGGUUGAAGGCAAAAGGGGCAAGGAACACGCGGAGGCGCAGCAGUCUCGCAUUCACAGAUGAGGAUGAUGCAACGAUCAGGAGUCUAUACUGUGAUGCUACAGGGGUUCAGGUGGGGAACGGCAACAGCAGCAACAGCAGCAGCAGGAGGAGUACGGGCAGGAGAGGCAAGGGUGCAGUUGCGAAAGAGGUUGCUAAGGGCAUGGGAGGGAAGUUUUCGGUUGCCCGGGUUGCGCAGAGGAUUCAGUUUCUUGGGCUGCCCGAGGACGGAACGGGCAGGAAGAGGAGUGAGAGGAGGAGGCGAGGGAGUCGGAGUGGGUUUGAGGAGAUUUUAAAAGAUGUGGGUGAGGGAGAGGAGGGAGAGGAAGGAGAGGAGGGAGAGGAGAGGGAGGAGGGGGAGGAGGAGGAGGAGGGAAAGAAGGAAGACAGAGAGUCAGGGGACGAGGAAGAGGUAGGAGGAGGGGAGGAAGCAGUGGGAGGUGAGGAAGGAGAGGAGGGUCUCGGGGAGGAUGAAAGGGAGGAGGCGGAGAGUAGUGAGGAUGAGGAAAACGUGCUGCUGAGCAGGAGACAGAGGGUGCUGGCUGCUGCUGCUAAAGUGAGGCGAGGGCAAAGGAGUGACAGGAGGCAGAGGGGAGGAGGAGCAGCAAGAGGAGGAGACGUGCAUAGGGAGCAGGAGGCAACAGGCAGUGAUGCUGCUGGUGGGGAAGGUGCAAUGGAUGAAGAGAGAAACAACAGGGCAAUUGUUGCUGCAAACAACACUGCUAGCGGUGCUGCUGCUGCUGAAGGGGCUAUUAUUGAAAGUGCUAUUAAUGGAAGUGCUCUAAUUGGGGGCGCUGCAACCGGAAGUGUUGCUGUGGGAGUGGAAGAGAGGGUGGAGUUGAAGGAGGAGGCAGUGAGGGAGGGCGUUCAGGCAGUGCUUGCUGACGGUAAUCACCUCUCUCACCUCGCUCCUUCCGUUGCUUUCUUAUCUCAUCCAGAUGAAGCGGACGGUUGCUGGAGAGUCCCUGGGGACAGGGGCACGCAGUGGUUGCUGCAUGCUGUGAGCAUGCUCGCACGGAUGAUGGCAGGGGGAAGCUCGUGCGUGGAUGGUGGAGGGAAGCUGGAUAUGGUUGUUGUAGAGGCGAGAGAGGGAGGAGUGGAGGGGAGAGAGGGAGGGGAGGAGGGACAGGAAGUAAGCGAAAGAGAGAAAGGAGGAGAGGAGAAAGAUGGAGGAGGGGAGGAGCGAGAGGAAGGGGAGGGCAGAGAGGGAGGCAGGGAGGAGAGAGAUGGAGGAGGUGAGGCGAGAGAGGGAGGAGGGGAGGAGAGAGAGGGAGAAGAGGCAGUUAUUAAGGCAUGUUUGGGUCCCAGACACAAGAAGCGGAGAGGGGCAGUGGAGACAGGCGCGGCAGGCCAGGGGCAACAACCGUGGUUGAAUGCCCAUGGGGGAAGUGAGGAAGAGCAGGAUGAGUGUGGAGAAGGGGCAACAGAGAGAGAGAGGGACGAGUCUGGAGGGGAGGAAGAGAGACGGCAGGGGAGGAUGGGGGAUGGGGAAUUCGGCGAGUAUGAGGGGGAGGGGAUUUUGUUGACAGCUCGAAUGACAGACAUGGGGAGAAGAGAUGACCGAGGUGGGGAAAGACUUGAAGUGGAUGCGAACAGAGAGACUCGUGUUAUCUCUGACAAAGGUGUUUCGAGUGGAGGAGAGGUGAGGCCCUUGAUGCCUGCAGUGACUUUUGAGGCGCCUCAAAAGGAUGCGAGUAGAGAGACUCAUGCUAUCUCUGAAUCUGAAGGUGGUGUUUCGAGUGGAGGAGAGGUGCGGCCCUUGAUGCCUCCAGUGCUCGGUGCCCGAUCCAAACGACCUGCUUCUUUCACAGGUGGAGGCUUGGACCGAGCCAAGAAGCUGAGGUUUGAUGGUUCGGAAGCGGAGGUGGCUGGGGAGAAUCACUAA